AUGGAAUUGGAGGAGUGGAGUUGUCAAUUCUGUCAUUGGUGUCUUCGACACUGGCAGGAAGCAGCAUGGGCUGAGCAGACGUCAAGGUCUGAUACCGAAGAUUGCAAUACCGUUCCCAUUCCCAAUUCCCCGUCAUCUUGUGAGUGUGACGCGGACAAAGUGCGUUCAUUCGGCACGACCACGUCAAUUGUGCCCACUCGUGUAUCAGCUCACAAGUCCGAUGCCCGAGGCUCCAAUACCCUUCCCAUUGCCAAUUUCUCGUCAUCUCGUGCGUGUCACACAGGGAAAAGUGCGCUUAUUCAACACGACCACGUCAAUUGUGCGCACUCGUGUUUCAGCUCACAGUUAUGGAGGCUAAACAAAGAUCUCGGUGGAUUUAGUGACAAGCCGCAAGAAUCAUGUGCUGACAAAAUCUGCCGAUGGCCUCCGCAAAGGGUUGAUGACAUUCAGUUUGUGAGCGGCUACAACAUAACCCUUUGCAUUCGACCAGAUGAGAAGCAGCUGAUGACUAGGGGACAGAAGACUUACCCCCUCACUCAUCUGUUUCAGGUUUCGCGAACCAUUCAAGAGGUUUCAUUCGAGGAUCUUGCAGCGCUGCCUCGUACGUUAUGGAAAAGGGUGAAGUAUCCUGAGGUGUAUCGCACGUAUCCACAAGACGUUUCAAUGAAUCAAAUUGUCAAGGCCGUGAAAGCGGGUCUUGCCGUCACUGACGUAAGACUGCACUUUUAUUUGAAAAAUCGUAUCUGUCACAUAAUGCGGAAAAUGAUUAGUUUUCAGGCAAACGAUAAGAUUAAUUUGCUGUGGAUAUAUCUAGUUAUUUUUAUUCAUUUGCCAGAUGCCACAGUACAAUUUCCCCAUCCACAUUCUGCAAACCAGCACGACAGUCUGUUCGCGUAA
Molecule: messenger RNA, 897 nt
Organism: Mesocestoides corti
Lineage: Eukaryota; Metazoa; Platyhelminthes; Cestoda; Cyclophyllidea; Mesocestoididae
Source: the annotation of a GenBank genome assembly